AUGGUCGAGGAUGCCCAAAUCGACCUAGAGUUGGAUGUAAAGUCUAAGGAGCGCGUGAUUCAUUUCGGUAUACGCGGACGUGCAACUACUGUGUUUUCAGUGAAGAGCGAGGCACUUUCAGGUCUGCAGCGGGAUCCCCGUUUUCCCAACAAAUCUUCUGAACUGGUGGCCAAGCUCUAUUGGCCAGAAGAGACGCGUCAGAGCGAGCCAGACAUCCUCAAGGAGGUCUACAAGACUGCACAGACAGAUCCGGAUGUGCGAGGCCACAUCCCAGAGCUGGUCUGGUUCCACAAGUUUGAAGAAACAUCCACGUCCAAAAUCCGAGUCGCACUAGGACUGAAGGACGCUGAACGGGCCAAACAGGGCAGCCGCGUCCUGUACGUCAUGGUAUUCAGAAAGCUUAUCCCAAUCACAGCACUUUCUAGCGAGGAGUUCCUUGCCGCGUGGUGGCAAGUUGUGAAGUGCCAUUGCGCCCUCUGGAAAGAAGGCGUGCUUCAUCGGGAUGUCAGCCCUAGCAAUCUAAUGGGGUACCACUUGCGCGGUCAAUUUAUAGCUGUUCUCAAUGACUACGACUUAUCGUCGUUUAACCGUGAUGGUCCCAGGGGCCUCGAACGCACCGGAACGGUACCAUUCAUGGCGAUAGACCUUCUCUCGCCAGGCGCCAUGGCAGGCAAGGUCGAGCAUCUGUAUGCGCACGAUGCUGAAUCGUUGAUCUGGGUCCUCACCUGGGUCUGUCUUCGGUAUAAAGAUGGCGAACUCCUCAGUAAGAACAGACCACUAGAAGAAUGGUUGAAAUUGGAUGCUAUUCGAUGCAGGAAGGAAAAGAAUGAUUUUAGAUCAUCGGAGCUUUCUACCAUGUGUCCUUCCGGAUCGCACGCAGUGUCCUGGGAAGUUGUAGAGAAGUGCUUUGAGGGGAUCCACUCGAUUUACCUUUCAAAAGGGUACCGCAAACUCACUGAUGAAUCGGCUUUUCAGUUGUUACUUGAGGGGCCUAUGCUAGAGCAUGAGAGUCGUAGGCGUACUUAUAGUUGA
Messenger RNA from Suillus fuscotomentosus, 1032 nucleotides. RefSeq lists its product as uncharacterized. The record is from RefSeq and is a predicted model, not a curated record. The transcript is spliced from 2 exons. Lineage: Eukaryota; Fungi; Basidiomycota; Agaricomycetes; Boletales; Suillaceae. Bases 1 to 1032 code for a protein of 343 amino acids. Gene Ontology annotation, biological process: protein phosphorylation. Gene Ontology annotation, molecular function: protein kinase activity; ATP binding.